Meloidogyne enterolobii is the source of this 1299-nucleotide messenger RNA. NCBI's taxonomy places the organism in Eukaryota, Metazoa, Nematoda, Chromadorea, Rhabditida, Meloidogynidae. The record is from the annotation of a GenBank genome assembly.
AUGGCUUCAACAAAUUCCGAAAAACAGCGUCCCUUUGAUUUUUCAAGGUACCCUAAACGAAGGAUUGCAAUAAUGUUUCUUUAUCUUGGUUGGGAUUAUGAUGGGUUAGUUAAACAAGAAAAUACCUUAAACACUGUAGAACAGACGCUUUUCAAUGCUCUAGUUCGCACAAAAUUGAUAGAAUCAGAAGAAAAUUGUGACUGGACGCGCUGUGGUAGAACAGACAAAGGAGUAUCGGUAUUUUUUAAAUUUUCUAAAAUUAAAAUAUUUUUGUAUUUUGGCAUUUCGACAAGUAGCGGCGUUGACUAUGUAUCAUGCGAAUAUUGUUUUUGGUCAGAGAGAAGCUCCGAGCCUGAACAACGUGUAAAAUCAACACAAGAAUUGCCUUAUGUUAAGAUGCUCAAUGGUGUUCUUCCCAAAUCUAUUCGUGUGAUCGCUUUUGCUCCAGUUGACAAGGAUUUCAGUGCUCGAUUUGACUGUAUUGAACGUGUCUAUACAUACAUUUUCCCCAUGGCAAUGGCUACAAAUUUGAUGGAAAUCAAAAAUGCCUGUCAACGUCUAAUCGGAUCACACGAUUUUCGAAAUUUUUGCCACAUUGACAAAAAUACUGGAAGGAUUGAUAUGUCCUAUAUUCGAACAAUUAAAGAUGCUAAAAUUGAAGAAUUGGGAGAAAACAAUUUUUCUUCUUCCAAAGAAUUUAAUCUUUUAAAAUUAACAAUAAAAGCGAGUGGAUUUUUGUGGCAUCAAAUUCGAUGUAUUGUGACAAUACUUUAUGAGAUUGGCUGUGGAAAUGAAAAAGCGGAGUUGAUUGAUCAACUUUUGGAUGUUGAACUUUUUCCUUCAAGGCCCCAAUACAAACUAGCAAAUGAAUUACCACUUUGCCUAUUUGAUUGUACUUUUUCGGACGGUCAAUUGGAUUGGGAGUAUGAUAAGGGAACAAUUUGCAGUGUUAUUGGUAAUUUAUUCAAAGAAUUUUUUAAAAUUUAUUUUCUAGAAAUUUUACAAAAAAUAUGGGCUGAACAUCAAGUCAAAGCGUCUAAUAUAAGACAAAUGCUUGAAGGACUUGGAGGAAUGAUCAAUAAUAAAAUGGAAAAUGGAGAGACUAGCAGGGAAAAUGAUAUUAAAGGAUUGGAUGAAUUUAUUAGAAAUGGACCUACUCCAAAGAAAUAUGAACAAAUUGCAACAAGACCUCGUUGUAUGGGCCUUUCAGAAAUUCGUGAUAAAAUAAAUAGAAAAAGAAAAGCAGAAGAAAAUAUUGAAGAACAUUCUUUGGAAGAAAUUAAAAAUGAGGAUGACUAA